UGGACCCGCACAAAGCCGUUCGCACUCUCGAGGAAGGCACCAGCAGCUACGGGGCAGCUGCGAGCGGGCGCUCCGGCCCUGUCCCACCCGGGCAGCUCCCGCACAGCCGUGUGGAUGUCUCCUGAGCACCUCCCAUCGCGUCUAUGCGGGCCCGUGGUACCAACAUGCAAGGCCAGCAGGGGCUGGGGGGGCAGCCUGGCCAGAUGCCCCGGCUAAGCAGGUCUCUGAGUGACCUCGCAGAGGCAGCAGGCGAGGUCUCCGUCCACGAGAUUUCUAAAGACAGACGGGUGCCUGCAAGUGAGGUGCCUGGGAGGCAGAGCGGUGACGGUGUGGCGUGCUGGGGGGCCUGCCCCCACCGUCCUCUGCUGGCUGGGGGGGCCAGGAUCCUCGGGCACGGCGAGGGCUUUUCUACCUGCACUGCCAGUGGUCUGGACCCAGGAGAACCCAGCAGUGCCUGGGGGGACUUUGAAAGCUUUCAGGGCUCUUCAGCCAAGUCUGAACAAUUCUCUCAGUUCUUUGAACUCCCAGAGAGGCCCACAGAACCGCAGCCACCGAGAACCGCUUCUGCCCACGGGGAGCAUGGUGCUCACCAGCCUCACCAAGGUGGACCUUGGUUGACAGGAACCACUGCCGUCACACCUUCUGAGCCAACUCUCAGCUAUGAGAACAUCUUUAGGUUUGCCUUUCAAGAAGUACCAGUCCAGCAGGCAACUGAAGAUGUUCCCACCUUAGACUACUUCUUAGAAAUGAGCAGUGAAGAAAAGCCUGGUCUUGAAUCUGUACAUAAAUUGUGCUCCGAACCUAGAAAACUCUGGAGAGCUCUUCAGAGCACAGACGGCUCCCAUGCCUCCCGAUGCCUGCGGGGCGGGUCCCGUUGCCAGGAGAGCCUCUUUCUUGUCCUCGGAGUAGAUGCUGCUCAGAAGAACCUUUCUAGAGGCCAGGGCCGCACUGGGGAAAGUUUCGACCUCGAAGGGCCCGAAGAGCUCGGUGUGCACAGUGUCCGCCUGCACCACUGUAGAGCCCUGAUCCAGACCAAGCUCUCGGGGGCGCCUGGGGGCCGACCGGGGAGCCUGAUCACAUACAGCCUCUCUCUGAAGACCCCCAUGCGCGGAAGCCGGCAAUUUAUCGCGAUUCCAGGGAAGAAGCUUUUCACCGCACGGAGCCUGAAAAUGACCUUGUUUAAUAGUGACGUUUGCUAAAGUGGGAGUGCUUUGUACCUCUGAGGAAUUUUGCAUUUUCUUACUGUCCUGGAAACCAGAACUAUUUUGUGGAUGGUUCCUGGGAUCUUCAUGGAAGCCGUCCUGCACCCAUCGGCUCCUCGUGGGUCUGAUCAGUUUAGCUGGAGGGCGUGUUGUUCAGCAGAGCCAGGCCUCACCACGAACGUGACUGAAGGUGGCACUGCCCGUGUGAGUGCCGCUGGCCCCUGGGGGCGCCUGAGAGGGACCCCAGGCCUGGCUGCCUGCGCUACUCCGCCCUGGACAGCCCAGGAAGCCUCACUCGCUGGUGGGACAGCUGUCGAGGCACCUACGAGGUCCUGAGUGUGUUCCUGUCACACCUCGGCCCUUGCCUGGUGUCCAGGCAGCCACAGGCAUGAGGACUGAAAGGCUGCCUUACCCACAGCCCUGAGCCCCCACCCUGGCCUGCACCUAUGCCCGGCCCCCCCAGCCAGCGGGCUUCCCCUGGCUUCAGCUAGGAAUCCUCCUGAUGGCAGAGCCCAGCUGUCGGCUCUGACUUUUGUAAAAUUUUAUUAAACUAAACAGCCCGGA
Manis pentadactyla (Chinese pangolin) is the source of this 1766-nucleotide messenger RNA. RefSeq names its product clathrin binding box of aftiphilin containing 1 (gene CLBA1). Gene Ontology annotation, cellular component: AP-1 adaptor complex; trans-Golgi network membrane. Gene Ontology annotation, molecular function: clathrin binding. The record is from RefSeq and is a predicted model, not a curated record. Lineage: Eukaryota; Metazoa; Chordata; Mammalia; Pholidota; Manidae. Bases 144 to 1199 code for a protein of 351 amino acids. Gene Ontology annotation, biological process: intracellular transport. The transcript has 5 exons.